AUGGAUGACGGAGGAUGUCAAAGAGGAGCAGGCGUCAUACCCGACACCGGAGGCAAUCGGCUCGGCCCGAGAGAUAAAUGGACAGAUAUUACUACUAUUUCUACGACUACCAACUCUACGGGAGGAUCUACUGGGAAAUUAAGGUUGUCAAAAAAUCGACAAUUUACAUCGACUGAGGUUACAAGAAUUACUGAGAACUUUGAAACAGUAAUUGGAGAGGGAGGAUUUGGGAAAGUUUACUUUGGCAAACUUGACGAUGGCACUGAAGUGGCGUCGCAACUCCUUAUGGUCGUUCACCAUAGAAAUCUGGUUUCACUUAUCGGAUUUUGCGAAGAAUUUGAAAACAUGGCACUGAUUUACGAAUACAUGUCCAAUGGAAAUGUGCAGCAACAUUUGUCAGCAAAAAACCCGAAUGUUUUGAGUUGGAGCCAGAGACUACAAAUCGCAAUCGAUGCAGCUCAAGGGUUGGAGUACCUGCAUAAUGGCUGCAAACCUCCCAUUGUCCAUAGAGAUUUAAAGACGCCCAAUAUUUUACUAAACGAAAACAUGCAAGCGAAGAUUGCUGAUUUUGGAUUAUCGAAGGCAUUUGUAACAGAGCAUGAUUCUCAUAUUUCGACUUGCCCAUCCGGAACGCCUGGUUAUCUCGAUCCGGAGUAA
This is a messenger RNA of Syzygium oleosum, 657 nucleotides long. RefSeq names its product probable LRR receptor-like serine/threonine-protein kinase At4g29180. Gene Ontology annotation, molecular function: ATP binding; protein kinase activity. The coding region runs from base 1 to 657 and encodes 218 amino acids. The transcript has 5 exons. Lineage: Eukaryota; Viridiplantae; Streptophyta; Magnoliopsida; Myrtales; Myrtaceae. The record is from RefSeq and is a predicted model, not a curated record. Gene Ontology annotation, biological process: protein phosphorylation.